Physella acuta is the source of this 2766-nucleotide messenger RNA. RefSeq lists its product as uncharacterized. Lineage: Eukaryota; Metazoa; Mollusca; Gastropoda; Physidae. The record is from RefSeq and is a predicted model, not a curated record.
UCGUGAUGGCCAAUGUGGCAAGUCGCUAGCACGAACGUGUUGUUUCUUAUAGCGGCCGGCAUCGGUUGUUGUUCGUAUUGUUUGUUUACCUUUAGGUAAUCACACCUGUGACAGACCUGCGUACAACCUUGGUACACCAACCGGAAGUAAACAAUGGCUCGUCCAGCAGCCGACUACCAAAAAAUUAUCAAAGACAAUCGUUCCUCCUACAACUUGAUUGCCCAUGAACACCACGUGCCUCAGUCCCCCCUAUUUGGGCCCUCGCCACGUCAGGGUGGGGGCGAUCCCCGACAGGCUGACCCCCGGAGGGAUUACGGUGAUGGCGGGAUGAAAGGACCCAAGGACUACGACAAUCCCCUGUCCCAUCGAGCAGACGACAACAGAAACCCGGCAGACAUGAUCCGGCACGAGCAUCACGUGCCGGCUUCACCUUUGUACCGACCCGGAGGUCAAGGCUACUCAGAGGUUGACCCCCGCUACGGCACACCUCAGGGAGGAAGGAGGGACUGGAUCGGAGGAGGGAGGGACUAUGAGGUGCCACGCCCUAAAGAGCCACCUACGCCAGACUACAACACCACACAGAUGCACAUCCCAGACUCACAGAACGGGGAGACGAAGAUACAGCUUGGGGAACUGAAGGGGAGCAGGGAGGACCUCAGAGAUUACCGGACCAACAACGCCUCGUGGGCGGGCUAUCAAGACCAGCCUGUCCUGCGUGGGCCCCCCAUCACAGACAGACCUGGCAACGCCACUGACCGCAGCUACAGAGCUAACCCAUGGACACAGAGGGACAAGGGUCGCGGUGAUUUGAACGACCCCCGUGUUGGGGGUGCUCAUGACGGGAUUGGACUCAUUGGAAGCCGGAACGGCGGGGCCCUGCUGUUUAUCCGUUUCCCCAUCGGUCAAGGUGAGAACGUACAGGUGGCCGCCCACGCCUUCCUCAAGUCUAAGACCCACGACAACGGUGGCCGCUUCCUGGGACUUGCUAAGAAGACGUUCGAUUUCGGCUACGAGAAGAGACCGACAGAGGCGAUAGGAGUCUUCCACUUCCCAUCCAUGGAUAAGGCCUUGCUGUUUUUCCAGAUGGAUACCAUUAUCCGCCAGCCUGACUUCCCACCCCCUUACGGGCACGCAGAGAUGUGGAUAGUUUCUAACGCCUACCUCCCGGAUAACUUGAAUUUGUUCAACACAUUCCUCCUCUCAGAGGUCGAGCUCCACAACGGUAAAGAUAAAAGGGAAUUUUUCGAAACGUUCCAAAAACCCUUCGAGAGCUACCUGUACAAAAAUGGCGCCAUGCCAUUUGUCGUCUGCUCCUACGGCAGCUACGACAGGAAAAGCUUGAGGAGACACACCUACCCCCCAAACUCGAUAGUGACCUGUCACCUCUUCCAGGGCCUGGAUCACCUCAACUGGAUCACCAAUGACGAAACCUACUCCAAGUUCCGCAGCCUCCACAAUCAAAUGGCCACAGAGAAAUGCUCCAUCUUCACCCUCUCCAAGGACGUCGCCCUCUAGCGACAACGCUAUUUUUAGAUCAAAUGUCAAGGACGUCGCCCUCUAGCGACAACGCUAUUUUUAGAUCAAAUGUCAAGGACGUCGCCCUCUAGCGACAACACUAUUUUUAGAUCAAAUGUCAAGACCGUCUGUAACAGUUUUUAAAGUGAUUAGCGCGCUCGAGUCUUAAGUUUGGGCUGUGUAAAUAUAAUAGAAAAGGAUAUUUAUAUUGAAGAGAAUCUAAAAAUAUGAACUUUGUCCACUGCAAAACAAGACAAAAUUAUCUGCUUAGCUGUGUCUUCCCACCACUGUGUACCUAACCACGCCAUGCCAUAAAUAUUUCUUAUCUUUCCUAAGUUUCAUUGUACCUGUGAAGUUAAAUCAUCAUCGUGCAACUUCAAUUUUUAUUUCCUACGUAAAUUAACAAGUGACUUUACUGCAAUAGUUUCAUAUAAUACAACCUUAUCUAAAGAAAAAAAAACGUCACUUGUCUAACGUACAAGUACUGACAUGAAGAAUUUGGUUGUUUUUUUUAAAUUAUCUUUGACCUCGAUUUUUCAACAGACGUCAAAGAGAACUAUUUUAGCAAUGAUAAUAGUACAUAGCUAAUGAUCAAUUCAACAUUUUAAAAAUAUAUGUAAUUAUUACAAAAGUUUUAGUUUCUUUGGAAUGUUUGGUUAGGUUUUAUUGGAUACAUACGUCUCAUCAAUGUUUGUCUUACACUGAUUUAAACUGUAGCAAGCGGUACUUUACAACAUCAUGGUUAAUGAUAAUAUGAGGUGUAGGGGGAGCUUACUCUGAACAGAUAAAAUCCAACACAAAAGUAAAAUAUUCACGUCAUUUUCACAUUCCCACUGUGUUGUUAAUGUUCAAGGUUUUUUUUAUAUAAUUCUAGCGUGUAGAUGUCGAUCACUGUUUUUUAAGUCUUUUAUACUUUAAAAAUUUAUGUAUUUUGGUAUUGCACAACUUAAAUUUAUUUUCAUAAUCAAUUGUUUUUAAAAAUAAUAAAUCUUUGGUAAUACGUGGGUUGUUUUUAUUAUUGAAUUUCGUCGACAUGUUUUCUAUAAUUUAAAGAACUGUGAUAAUGUAAAUUAUUUAAUUAUAUCCAUAUACUUGUGUAAAAAAAAUAAUUAAAUAGCGUCGACGUAUUUUAUGCAAGGUAAAGCAAUGUGAUAUUGUAAAAUUAUUUAAUUAUAAUCAUAUUCUUAUGAUAAAAAAACAUAAUGUAUAGAACAUUUGUUAUUUAAAGAAUUUAAUAAAACGCAUAUUUAU